GUCAUGUUCUGCACAAAAACCACCAUGACAUCUCCGAUCUUCUUCUCCGCACCGCUACCACUCCGCCACCACCAUCACCGCCUCACCAUCUCCACCCCAAAUCCACCUUCUCAUAUAUCCACUCGUUGCUCAAUCAAUUUUCAAAGAAACAAAGCCUUCUCCGAUUCCACCACAAUCAUAGACAAUCCCUCCACAUCGUUGUACUCAGAAGAGGAUGAUAAAGCGGCGGUGGAGGCUGAGGAGUCCAAUAUUGGGGCUAGGGUUAGGGUUAAGGUGCCAUUAAAAGUUUAUCAUGUCCCCAAAGUGCCUGAAUUUGAGCGGACUGGAAUGGUAGGGUUGUUGAAGCAAUACGUUGGGGUUUGGAAGGGCAAGCGGAUUUCGGCGAAUUUGCCUUAUAAAGUUGAGUUCGUGACUGAAAUCGAAGGGCGUAGUGGACCGGUCAAAUUCUCAGCGCAUCUGAAAGAAGAUGAGUUCGAGUUUCUUUGACUGAUUAACUUUCUGAAUUUAUCUCGCUGUUAAUUUGUUGCUUGUGUUGAUAUAUAUCUGCAUUUGAAUUAUGUUGAUUUUGUUUUGUAAAACGAUAGAAAUUGUAGAUAAUUUCGCUCAUGUGUUAUUUUAGUAAAUAGUUUUGGUCUUGAAGAUGUUUUAUAGAAUCAAUUUUUAUUGAAAUGAGAUGGUAGGAUAGUACAUUGUAUUGUGGAGAGGGAUAUAUUGAAAAGGGUUAGUUAUAAUUUGCCCCUUCCAAUGAUGCCCCUUAUUGUAAUCUGGUUUUCAAUGCUGCAAUUUGCCUCCUCCGAGUUGCAAGUGGACAAAAUUGACUAAUAGGAGUGGCUGAACUGAAACACGAAAGUAUCGUUACACUCUCCAGCUUGUAAUUAUUUUUCAUGAGAUACUAAUUUUACCCCCU
Molecule: messenger RNA, 907 nt
Organism: Ilex paraguariensis (yerba mate)
Lineage: Eukaryota; Viridiplantae; Streptophyta; Magnoliopsida; Aquifoliales; Aquifoliaceae
Source: the annotation of a GenBank genome assembly